This is a messenger RNA of Dufourea novaeangliae, 1731 nucleotides long. RefSeq names its product nicalin-1. NCBI's taxonomy places the organism in Eukaryota, Metazoa, Arthropoda, Insecta, Hymenoptera, Halictidae. The record is from RefSeq and is a predicted model, not a curated record. Gene Ontology annotation, biological process: regulation of signal transduction. The transcript has 7 exons. The coding region runs from base 64 to 1731 and encodes 555 amino acids. Gene Ontology annotation, cellular component: endoplasmic reticulum membrane.
GUCGCGUGGUUCUAGGUCGAUCUGAAUAAUCAGGGACUUAUUACCUGAGUGAAACCUGAAAGAAUGUGGCUCGAAGAAUGCGAUAGUUUCGCAGAAUUAUGUCGGGGAUAUCUGCCGUAUUACUUACUGAUCAUUUUGCCGAUAUUUAUUAUUAUCUCUCCAGUUAACCCAGUUUCGGCAUCGCAUGAAUUCCCCGUGUAUCGGAUGCACCAGUAUGACUUGCAUGGUGAACCUCACGGUUGUCGUAACGCUCCAAUCUCCUUGGAAGCGAGGUCCCUCACUGGAUGGAGCACUUCUAGACACUGUGUAGUUACAAAAGCUUUGGAUCUUACGCCAAGUAUGUUCCACUCCAUCAAAAACAAAGCUGGUGCCUUAAUAGUUGUCCUACCAGAGAAAAUCAAUGAUCUAACGCUUGAGGAGCAGCAGCAUAUUAUGAGCUUGGAAGAGUCCAUGAUGUUUGGGCCAGAAACAACAAUACCAGUGUAUUUUGCUUCAUGGCAUCCUGAUUUUCAAAUGAUUUUGGACGACCUUUCCAAUGGAUUUAUUACCGAUGAAAAAGCUGGUUCAGCUGCUGAAGCAAUGUUGAACUCUGUAUCUGCCAGUGGCUAUCAAGUGGUUGUGCCAACUGGUCAGGCACUUGUUAAGACAGACGUUAAAGUGGCAACUCUGCAUGGAAAAUUAGCUGGUACCAAAGUAGAAGACAAGUUGCCAACAAUAGCUUUGGUAACCCAUUAUGAUAGUACUGGAGUUGCACCUGAGCUAUCUUUUGGAGCAGACAGUAAUGCGUCAGGAGUGGCUAUGUUAUUAGAGAUAGCAAGAUUAUUCUCUACAUUGUAUUCUGCCAGUAGAUCAAGACCACAAUAUAAUCUUGUCUUUAUUAUAACUGGUACAGGGAAGAUUAAUUACCAAGGUAGUAAAAAGUGGUUGGAGGAUCAGCUAGAUGGUCUUGAGGGUUCUGUAAUACAAGAUGCAGCAUAUGUUAUUUGCUUGGACACAGUAUCUACCGGCAAUAACCUAUAUGUACAUGUUUCUAAACCGCCAAAAGAAAAUUCCACUGGUGGACUUUUUUAUAAGGAACUUAAAACUGUGUCCGAAUCAUUAAACACAACCACUAUUGAAGGUGUCCACAAAAAAAUAAAUCUAGCCGAUAAAACACUAGCUUGGGAACAUGAAAGAUAUAGUAUGAGGAGAUUACCAGCUGCAACUUUAUCCACGCUAAAAAAUCAUGAAGAUCCUAUCAGAACAACAAUUUUAGACUUAAUAAAACCGGGACAUAUAGAUAGACUACAUAAGCAUACGCAAGUAGUAGCUGAAGCAUUGGCAAGACAUAUAUAUAACUUGAGUUCUAGUCAGAUUUUCACAGAUCCAUUGGAUAUUUCAAAGGAAUCUUUAUCUUUAUGGUUCGAUUAUUUAGCAUCACAACCAAGGGCUGCUCCUUUAUUGGCAGACAAAAAUAACAUGUUAGUCAAUACAUUGAAGGAAUCAAUGGCUAGAUAUCUUGGGGAUGUAAAAGUUACCUUGCACACACCUGAUAAACAGGAUCCGGAAUUUGUGUUCUAUGAUAUCACUAAAGCUAUACUGAAUGUAUACAGUGUAAAGCCAGCUGUUUUUGAUCUCUUUCUCACGAUCGCCAUAAUUGUAUAUUUGGGAAUAGUUUACACAAUCGUACAUAAUUUCCCAUACGCAUAUUCCCUAGCAAUUCGUCUCUCAGUCAAGAACAAGACAUUAUAA